Molecule: messenger RNA, 987 nt
Organism: Aspergillus nidulans FGSC A4
Lineage: Eukaryota; Fungi; Ascomycota; Eurotiomycetes; Eurotiales; Aspergillaceae
Product: threonine aldolase family protein
Exons: 1
Coding region: 1-987 (328 amino acids)
Biological process (GO): amino acid metabolic process
Molecular function (GO): lyase activity
Source: RefSeq, a predicted model, not a curated record
AUGGCCAGUGCCAGCCUGGGAGACGACGUCUUCGAGGAAGAUGAGACGACAAACGAGUUCCAGUCGCUUAUGGCCGCCCAAUGUGGCCUUGAAGCAGGGGCGUUUGUAGUUUCGGGAACAAUGGCAAAUCAGUUGGCCAUUAGGACGCUAUUGACACAGCCGCCUUGCCGUGUUCUCGUUGAUUCGCAAUCACAUAUCGCCGCCCAUUUUCAAGAAGGCGGACUCGGUAUGAGUGGUGCCUCCCUCCAGACGAUCCGGCCAUCCAACGGGCGAUACCUGGUCCUGGAGGACAUCAUGACGCGAAUUAUCGUCACCAACGAUGUCCACAAAGGGCCGACACGAGUCAUCAGUAUCGAAAACACUGCUGGCGGCAGUGUAGUGCCUCUUGCUGAGCUGCGCCGGAUCCGCGAGUGGGCUGAUCGCAACCGCGUCGCGGUCCAUAUGGAUGGUGCUCGAUUAUGGGAGGCCGUAGCCACGGGGCGGGGCAGCCUGUCUGAGUAUUGUACGCUCUGCGACUUGGUCUCCCUGGACUUUAGCAGGAAUCUCGGUGCGCCCAUGGGCGCAAUGGUGCUUGGGUCAACCCAGCUCAUAGCCCGGCUGCGGCGAAUACGCAAGAGCAUUGGUGGUGCCCUCAGGCAGUCCGGUCCUAUCGCCGCAGCCGCGCAGUUUGCCUUUAUGGAGCAGUUUGGGCUGGGGCCCUGGGGAAGUCGAGGAAAGCUACGUGCCGUUCAUUUGCUGGCGAAGCAGGUGGGCCAAAUGUGGGUGGAUCUGGGAGGAGAGCUGCUGCGCGAGGUCGAGACGAAUCAAGUCUGGGUCAAUCUGGAUAAUGCAGACAUAACGGUUGAUCGAUGGAACGAGCUUGGGAGGAAGUAUGGGGUCAAACUGGAGGGGGAGCGAAUUGUUUUGCAUCAUCAGAUCUCGGCUGAUUCUAUCGAUCAGCUCGGUCUUGUAUUUGAGGAAGCCCUGAAAUUGCGUCCGAACUUGUGA